AUGAUACUUCGGAUAGCCGCCGGACUCCUGCUCUGCUGCCUCGUGACGGGUGCUACGCAUAUAGCGAGCCGGCAGAGACGCGAAGUCAAAGGAACCGAGCAGAAGUACAACGUGCGGCUUGCAAACGGUACGAGCUUUGAGUUUACCGCGCAAGGCUUUGAGAAGUUUUCUAAGUGCCUCCAGAAAGGUUCGACCGAGGGGAAUCAGUCAGUGCCUAUCAACACCUUCAAUGAGUGUGCAUCAGACCUGUACUCCCGUCUCCAGACCAACGUCACCAACCAGUUCCACGUCCGAAACAUCAACGACCUCGGGUCGGCGUUCCGCAACCUGACGGCUCUUCGGAACCUCAACCGGAACAUCGCCCGUCAACUCGACGCCGUCCACCAGAACCUCCGCAAACUGAGAAUCCCAAACGUGGAAAACACCCUCUUCCACCGCUCCCUCCUGGCCGCAAACCAAGCGUUCCAAAACAUGUCCAAUGCCGUGAUCCCUCCGCAAGCCCAGACAAACGUACAGAACGUAUUUCAGAACCUCAACUCCACGCUCCAAGCGCUCGGAAGCCUCGCACACGCCGGUAACGCCGCCAUGCAACCCGUGACCCACGCCAACCAGUUGAUGAAGCGGCUUCAAGACGACCUGAAGAACUUGCAGAACGUCACCAAGACGCUGCCGCGAACUGACCCCAGGCACCUGUUCGAAAUGACGGCGACAAACUUCACGACGCUCGUCCGGAACCUGACGCGAAGCUUUCCGGAGGUGAUGCGGAGGAUGACGUCCCAGGGGGUCCACGGCGUUCGGCCAAUGAGAGACUUCGUCCAGUCCCUCUCGCAGAACCUGCGCAACGCGUCCUUCUCGAUAUCUGCGAACUCGAACUCGUCGUCCAUGUCGCGCGCGUCGCACGACCUGGUGAACGCGUACGACGGGUUCCAGCUGGCGACCAACAACGCUCUGGUCGCCGUGUCCGACCUGGUGAGAGGGUCCUUGGCCCUGGUCAAUCCGGCCAACUGGAACGUGAGGCUGGGAGACGGCGCCGAACGGAGGGGACUUCUGGGGAUCGGCAGGCGCAUAGGCCACGAAAGGAGAGGACUGCUGGGGAUUAGCAAGCGCAUAGGUGACGAAAAAGGGGGACUGCUGGGCAUUAGUAAACGUGCGGGUGAUAAGAGGAGAGGACUUCUGGGGAUUAGCAAGCGCAUAGGUGACGAAAAAGGGGGACUGCUGGGGAUUAGUAAACGUGCGGGUGAUAAGAGGAGAGGGCUUCUGGGGAUCAGCAAGCGUGCGGGUGACGAGAGGAGAGGACUGCUGGGGAUAAGCAAACGUAUAGGUGAUGAACCGAGAGGACUUCUCGGGAUCAACAAACACAUAGGUGGUAAACGGAGAGGACUUCUGGGGAUUCACACGCACUUGGGCAACGCCUUCAGAAGACGCCACUAAUGAGACGUACGUCGACGGAAAAACAAGAACGAAGUUAAACCUACGCUUAUGUGUACAGGGAGGCAGGUUAUACCAGUGUUGCUGCUCGGGGUCGGGCAAAAUGAUAACUUUGUUGAAGGAAACGAAAUAUUGUCGAAUUACUGGAACGCUGUUGCCGCCACUGCAGCUCACGGUAGGCUUUGCAGCUCUCACCGAUUUAGCAGCUUCGCUUAAUAACCGUUGUUGCGUUCGAUCACAAUGUGGCCACUUGUGACCCAAGCAGCACAACACGUUGGCCCCAUAUUGGUCCAGUCUUGGACCAAUAUCGGGUCGACAUAUUGUGCUGAUUGGGGAAGCAGCCUUACACUUAGAAGCUUCCAAGUCGCAAUGCUACAAUGUAUUUCGAAAUAAGUUACGAACGCUAUAAGUUAUUUUGAAACAAAUUCCAGUACAUCUGGUGAGCUGCGGCAGCAAUACCGGAGGUGGCCCUUGUACGGUCGCAACGGAGAUUCCUAGGAUGAAGGGUACGUCUUGGGACCCAAGUUCACAAUCACGACGUGCGUCAUCCAGAUAACUUGGGGCUCCCUGUGAUCCGCCUGCAGCUGGACCACCAUGUUGGUGAAGUCAUGCCUUAACUGGAAACCGACCUGUGGAAUGCAAACUCGUUUUUCACUAUGAAAUACAAGUAAACUGAAUGAACAUUACAGUGGCCAACUGAUUUUACAGGUUAAUACAUUUUUACCAGCAUUCUUCCAGACAGACCGAAGUCCAAAGGUGCGAUUUUUCUGACUAAAAUGCUUGCAGAGAAGUACCAAUACCACUAUUUUUUUUAAUUUUUUUUUGGCACUACUGCGGCACCUUCGUAACUGCCAUUUUGGGUUGUGCGCUUGGCUUGGAUACGAUUGUUAAUUUGAAUCCCGGGUGAGACUGCUCUAAAACUUCCAAAUUGUACAGCUAGCUUUCGGUGUCGGCACACCGACGCUUUUGGGAGUUGGGCCGCCAAUGCAGUGCAAGCGGAUAUCAUCACACACAGGUGCAACAUGCA
Molecule: messenger RNA, 2455 nt
Organism: Ornithodoros turicata
Lineage: Eukaryota; Metazoa; Arthropoda; Arachnida; Ixodida; Argasidae
Exons: 5
Coding region: 1-1431 (476 amino acids)
Source: RefSeq, a predicted model, not a curated record